AUGUUUCAUGAGUUUUUGUAAGAGUUGGGUACUUUGAAAAAUGCAGAACUUCCCUUCCCUUUCCGUAACUAAUUCAAAAUAAAGGAGAAUUUCAUUAAUCCUAAUAGUAAACAUUUCGAAUCCAUAGCCUAAAAAUUAUUAUCAGAGGAGAAGGCUGGAAUCAAACGUAAAUGGGACAAACAAUGCAAGAUGAUGUUUAUUUGGAUAUUGGGUAAAUUCUUUUAACUCAAAAACAAAAAGACUAUAAACCCAAACUAAGAGGAAUGGAUCUAAUUGGCAUCUAUACUUUAGAUUGAUGAAACUACACUUAAAUAAAGAUGGAUUACUUUGAUCAAUCCAGUUUCCAAAAGUAUCAACUGGGAUCCAGAAGAAGAUGAAAUCAUUAGGUCACUCAUGCAUGAGUAAGAUGAAAAACAUAUAUGGACACACAUUGCACUUGAAUUAUAUAAUCAAAAUAAUGGACAAUUUAUUAGAACACCAAAAUAAGUUAGAGAAAGAUGGAUGAACUACUUGAAUCCAAAACUUAAAAAAACUAAUUGGAGUCAGUAAGAAGAUCUUCAAUUAUUGAAUACGGUUGUCAAAAAUGGGAAGAGAUGGUCACUCAUAUCCACUUUGCUUGAAGGUAGGACUGAGAACUAAGUAAAAAAUAGAUUUAAAAGUUUAAUUUAAAAAAUACACAAAGAUGAAGAAGAAGAUGACAUCGAGGAAUUACAAGCAAUCAAAGAGUACUUGAACAAAUAAAACAUUGAGGAGGAGUAAGAACCACAAAAAGAAGAACCUUAAAUUAGAACUCAAUACUCAAGAUAAGCUAAAUUAAAAUUCAAUCUAAGAGAAAAGUCCAAAGACAAAAUUCAAGAAGCCCCUCCUAUUCCACCUUAAGAACCCUAAACUAAAAGAAGAAAGAUAAGCUCCCAGAUAAAAGAUUUCCUUAACAUUGGACAUGAUCCUGUAGUUUAAUAAUAAUAAAAGGUUCAAAAGACAAAAUUAAAGGAAAAUAAAUAAUAAUAAUAGUAAUAAUAACAAAAAUAGUAAUAGUAAUAAAAAAAAUAAUAAGAAUAAUUAAUCAAUAAAUAAAAUGAUGAAUAAUUAUUAGAGUAAUCAUCCUUUUAACUGGAUCAAUAAUAAAAAAUAAUGUCCUAAUAAUAUUAAAUGCCCUAAUUAUCAUUAAAUGAAAGCAACAAGAGAGAUUUAUCAACACCAAAUACCCUAUCUUAUUAUUUUCAACCAUAACUUCAACAAAUGGAGGAAUUAAAGAAUGAUCAAUUCAGAUUAAAAUAAGUUCAAAUGUCUCCUAUUCAAUAAUAAUAAUAAUAAAAUUAAAUUCCCUAUCAAGGUUUUCGUCCAUUUCAAGAAGAAAUUCCUUAAUAAAUUCAAUAGACCCCUGUUUAAAUGUUAAUGGGACAAUAUUUUAAGAAUUACCCUUCCAAUUAUAAUAUGAUUUCCCCUUUCCAACAAAUCAAUUAAACGCCUAUGGUUUAUACGCCUGCCCAACCGAUGUAUAUGUACAAUAACAACAAUAAUGGCUAUAUGGGCAUGUCCCCAUUACUCAUUCGUAGUCCAUAUUAAGAGAUGUCCCCAAGUGUACAACCUUAAUAAACACCACCAAUGUAGUAAAAUAUGUGGUAAACUCCGCUAUAGACCCCUAUUGAUUAGAUGCAAAGUGAAUAGUAAAAGCAAUAAUAGUUUGUAAACAAAUUUAUGCUAAUUAGAAUACAAAUUUGGAGUUUUUAAAAUCAAACAAUCUUCUUAAUACUUGGAUUAAAAAAAGAACAAAUGAAAAAUAAAAUUAAACAUUUUAUGACUCAUUACAAUCACUAGAUUAAUGAUAUAUUUAAAUGUAUUAAAUUCUAUAUAUCAUUAUAAAUUUACACCAAUGAAUUUACUUAAUUUAUUAUAUUAAAUAAUAAAUUAAAAUUUCAUUAAAUUAAAUCUGUAUUCUAAUCCCAUUACAUUUAUCAAAUCUCAAUCGAAUUUUCCUUCUAACCCUAUUGUUGA
Paramecium tetraurelia is the source of this 1995-nucleotide messenger RNA. RefSeq lists its product as uncharacterized. Lineage: Eukaryota; Ciliophora; Oligohymenophorea; Peniculida; Parameciidae. The record is from RefSeq and is a predicted model, not a curated record. The transcript has 5 exons.